UGUAAGUCGUGCUAUUCUAGCUACAAAGUUCUUACAAACAUUACAUGGUGCUUCGAGCUGGUUGGUAUUCUGUAUUCUGUUAAAAGAAAUUGGCAAAAUAAUAAUAAUAAUAAAGAAUACCUCUAACUCUACGGUGGGCCGGGCCUAGUACGAUGCGCCAGAAGAACCUCUCGGUGAGUCCAGCCCGUUGCAGAAGCAUGGCGGUUUCGUGAGCGAGGAGUGGGAGCCUGGGAGGGCCGGUGAGCGGCGGCGCGGGAGGAAUCCGGCGGCGAGUAGCUCCGCGAUGGCGCCGCAGCUCGGCGCGUCGGCCGCGAAGAAGCGGCGGGUCACUGAGGAAGCAGCGGCGGUGGCGGCCGAUGAGGGGGACCCCAUCCUGGCGCUGCCGGAGGACCUGCAGCUGCGCAUUCUGUCCCUGCUCCCGCUCAAGUCCGCCAUCCGCACGGGCGCGCUCUCCACGCGGUGGCGCGGGCUCUGGGCGCGCCGCUGGCCCGCGCCGUCCUCGCUCGACCUCCACCUCCGCUCCGGGGUCGACGACCCGGACCGGCUCCUCGGCUCGCUCCACUGCCGCGGGCACCGCCACCUCGACCGCUUCUCCCUCACCUUCCACUUCGGCGAGUACCGCCGCCGCCGCCUCCCCCACCGCUACUUCCGCGACGAGGACAUCAGCCGCUGCCUCGAAUACGCCGCUGCCUGCGACGCCGAGGACCUCAACCUCGACAUCGCCGACCACUUCAUGAGCACGGGCUCCAUGCUCCGCUUCCCGCCGGCCUGCCCCCGCCUCGCGCGCCUCUCCCUCCUCCACGUCGGCUACGUCACGUUCGAUUACUCCCUCCGCUCCGACGCGUACGCCGCCCUCGAGGUCGUCCAGAUCCACUCCGCCCGCUCGGUGGACAUCAACCAGCUUCUCCCGGCGUGCCCUCGCCUCCGCACCCUCGACCUGCGCGCCUGCAAGUUCCUCGAUGAAAUCUACGCCACGUCGCCGCAGGGGCGCCUCAGGAGCCUCACCGUCGCCGAGUGCAACCGCGUCACCCACCUCUACGCCGGCUUGGCCUCCGGCCUCCGCUCCUUCCGCCUCAGCAGUGCCCUUCUCCCCAUCUACGAGAUCGCGGCCACCGCGCAGCUUGACGACCUUUACAUCUGCCUACGGGGGCCAUGCGUAAGAUAUCCUCUCAAGCACUGGAUCCAAGCGCUUCCCAACCUCGCCAACCUCACGGUCCUCACCAUCUGCAGCAUUGCCCUCCGGAGAAUUUAUGCGUUGGCUCGUUUCGGAUCAGCUACUUGUUUGACUAGGCUGAGGAAAUUGCCGAGCUUGAAAGAGCUGCAGCUGCUGAUGUUUGAAAUGAAAAGCUCCAAUCUCGCUCAUAUCUAUAUGUUCCUCCAGACCUGCCGGUGUCCAAAGCUGGAGAGGCUCUUUGUGCAGCUCCCAUCAAGCAGUAGUGAUACUUUUGUAGGGAAUUCCUUGGAGGUGGCAGAGGAGGAUGAUUCAGAGGGAAGGCAUUCCGAGGAAGAUGUUACAGAGGAUGAUGAACCGGACAAAGAGCUUUCGGAGGAAGAAGAUACAGAGAGUGAUGAACCAGAGGAAGAGCUUUCGGAGGAAGAUGUGACAGAGGAUGAGUUAUUGCAGGAAGAACUGGUACAAGAAUAUAUGCUGAAGGAAAGACCCUACUAUGAGGAUGUGUAUGAGGAAGAUAUUCUGGGAGAAGAUGUGCCAGAGGAAGAUUAUUUUGAGGAAGAUGAACCAGAGUAUGACUUUGGUAACCUUAUGUUUGUAAGGAUGAUGAAAUUCAAGGGCCACUACUUUGAGUUGCGUCUAGUAAGUUUUUUGUUGAGGAAGGCCACUGGUCUAAAGAAACUGCUAUUGGUUGCUCCUAAGGGGAAUCUCAUGGACAGGGUUGGAAAUGAUCAUGUGGAUCUAUCCCCUUUUGUGGAGACAAAACAACUGCCUUUCAGAAGAGCUUCACCCAAUGUUCAGAUAAUUCUGAGCAAAUGUGAUUCUGCUGGAAUCCAGCCAGUGCAUGCUGAGAUUUUUUCCUAUUUCUAGUUUUCUCAGUUGAAGAAUACGUUAAUCUAGAUAAAUAGUAAGAACUUGCCAAGUGGAUAUACUGAAGGUGUUUUCGGCUCUUUAUCUAUAUGUUCCGUUUCCACCAUUAUUGUAUGAAAUGUGGAACAGUAAAGCCACUAAUAUAUGUAUUGUACACAGUGGGCAUGAUGUUUUGUGGUAUAGAUCACCUGGUUGUAUGAUUUAGGCAUUUUGUGCUGCUCCCUGAGUUCUCUCUCUACUCUUUUUUUUGUCUUUUGUUUAAUCAUGUUACCUUUGCCCUGUCUUGUAAAACAUGAUGUUUCCGAAGAAAAGUUGGCUAUCUUGAUUUCUUUUC
This is a messenger RNA of Sorghum bicolor (sorghum), 2375 nucleotides long. RefSeq lists its product as uncharacterized. The record is from RefSeq and is a predicted model, not a curated record. NCBI's taxonomy places the organism in Eukaryota, Viridiplantae, Streptophyta, Magnoliopsida, Poales, Poaceae. Gene Ontology annotation, molecular function: protein binding. The transcript is spliced from 3 exons. Bases 284 to 2041 code for a protein of 585 amino acids.